Molecule: messenger RNA, 1324 nt
Organism: Boeremia exigua
Lineage: Eukaryota; Fungi; Ascomycota; Dothideomycetes; Pleosporales; Didymellaceae
Exons: 2
Coding region: 219-1310 (363 amino acids)
Source: RefSeq, a predicted model, not a curated record
CUGCAGAGACGGCCAGUUCUCAGCCUUGUGCGCUGGCCCGUUGGUGCCUAAUCAUUUCUUGGCCUUUUUGGGUCCAUGGGCAGGGCCCUGUUCAAUUCCUUCAGCCUCGGGGGCAGUGUUUGGGCUGUGUAAAAAUCUAUCUACAGGUGUACACCUGCUGAGGGUCGCUGUGAAGACUUUGCGACGUCAUCUUCUUGUUCUAUUGAAACAUCAGAAGUAUGAGCAGCUCAACCAGCCUGCCUGUUGCAAAUUCUGUUCUCUCUACCUGCGCCAACGGGACGGUGGUAGCCACUCGAUAUGGCCUGAACUACACCGUUUAUUGUGACAGGAAUCUUCCGGGAAACGACUUGGACUCGAUACCAGAUGCAGCGGAUAGUCUCGAUGAAUGUAUUGAGAUCUGCACAGUCAAAUGGCCCCUAUGUGCGGGCGCGACAUGGUUGCCUUCGGCGAAGAAGUGCUAUCGGAAGAACAAAGAUAUUGCGGAGACGAUUCUCAAUCCCGAAAUCGGAACGGUUUCAUUUCUGGCUUUCAAGACUCAGAUCACACAGGAUCCCAGAGACACAGCAUGUCCAUAUGGCAACCUAGCGACACACAAUACGACAUCUGGUCGUCAAUACAAAAUCCUGUGCGGAGCUUACUACGCCAACGCCGCACCGAACCUGUUGCGAACACACACAACAUCGAUGGAUGAGUGUUUAGAACUCUGCGACAAGCACCAUCCGCUGUGUACACGCAUCAGCUUCAUCGCCGACAUGACCGGAUCAGGGUGGCUGAACUGCGAGCUGAAGACAGAAUCCAGAGCAAAGCCAUCCUGGUUCACACGUACUAUGGGCCACUCGGCCGAAGCCCUCGCAGUCAAGCUCUCACAGUCCAAGUGUGACGACGACAUCCUCGCCGCUACCAACGGCAAGGGUUUCAGAACCUCGUGCAGCGACCAUCGCGAUCUCAACAGCACCGCUGUACGCCCUCUGCGGACGUUUCAUGAGCGCACGUUGCAGGCCUGCAGGCAGCGCUGCUUAGAUUCCAAUGUCUCAUGUAAUGCUCUGUCGUUCGACGCUGGUCUCCGCUCAGGCUACGAGAACUGCUACUUGUUCGACAAUCUCCCCCCGCCGUUGAAUCGCAGUCGUGACCAUACAUUUGCCUAUUCAGAUUCACUUGCGGCCAAGUAUGUGGAACCGCCGCCUGAGCCCUCACUGGUCAGGAACCGGGCCUGGAUCGCCGCAGCAGUGGUAGGUCCCAUCGUGUUGGGGAUUGGGUUAGUUUGGAUUUGGAAGCAGAGAGCGGCCAAGGCAAAGAAGAAGGCCACUUAGAAGGUAGUAAAAUG